UUAUUGGUUUUGGUUUAUGUUGUAUUUUUCUUCCAAACUUCGACCCACGUCAAGCCUGAGAGAGAUGGAGAGCGAGAGAGGCACCCAGACCAGCUCUCCUUCAACCAGUCCGACUCCUCCGGAACCGACCAGCACUCGAGACCACACUUCCCGCUUUGGCACAGUCAUCCCAAACCGCAUCUUCGUAGGAGGGAUUGAUGUGAAAACUAACGAGAAUGAUCUCAGGCGGUUUUUCUCCCAGUUUGGAACAGUUAAGGAAGUGAAGAUUGUUAUUGAUCAUACUGGAGUGUCAAAAGGGUAUGGCUUUGUCACCUUUGAGACUCCGGAAGAUGCACAGAAAAUUCUGCAUGAUGCAAGUGCUAAUAGGUUGUGUUUUCGAGAUAAGAGGCUGAACAUCGGACAGGCCGUUCGCAAGCAGCAAGUGGCCGUACACUGCGGUUAUACCGUGGCAAGUCCCAGCCCUCCUCUGGCUCUCUCGGCACCUUUUGGCACCAUGUACCUGACCACGCCCACUGGAUAUCCCUACACCUACCACAACGGAGUGGCCUACUUCCACAACCCGGAGCCGACUUCCACGCACCCAUCACACUGGUCUGCUUCACAUACAGUACCCAGAUCUCCAGUCAUGGUGGCUCACUCUUCUCCUCCCUUUUAUACUCCACAAGCCUGCCACCAACACCAGGGUCCUUCUCAGUGUGUGAACGGACACGUGUCAUGGGCUUUUCCUCAGGUAGAGCCCUCUGUCCCUUCGAACCCGAGUCCUUUUCUCUUUGUCCAGCCUACUGAGUUGAUGCAUCACCAAAUAGAGCCUAUUGAAAAUGGGUGUGUUCAGUCAGCCAUGCCACUGAUGGAAGCUGGUGUUCCCGAGGCAUAUAUGGACCACAUGGUGCAGCCGCCGUAUCAGAUUUGUUUGCAGAGUCCACUGAUUCUGUCUCAGGGUGAUGGAAUGAAGGAGCAAAAGUUCCAGACAGCGAGACGAGGUUUCUCCCACUCUGCCGUCCACCUGAGGCCCAGGUAUAGCCGCGGCCCUCAUUACACGCAUCUACGUAAAGACUACCGUCCCGAAAUUCACACCUCGCCUCCUCCUGCAUCCUCACCUGCGCAGGAUGCGCUGAAAUAGAAGGGUUUGGUCUGCUCACCUCACCUCACAACUCGAUACACACCUGCCAAGCCAACUGACUGGAACACAAACGCACUCAACCAGACAUAAACGCCAACCGUCGUCAGAACCGAACCCGCCUAAAAAGGAAGCCUACGCGUCAUCAGCUCCUAAUAAUAAGCUUUAAACUAAACCUAAACACUAAAAAGCCUAAAACGGAAACAAAAAUCGACCAAGCCAAUAAACGUGCUGUAUUAUCUAUACAAAGCAAGCGUAGACAAAC
Neoarius graeffei (lesser salmon catfish) is the source of this 1382-nucleotide messenger RNA. Its product is annotated as protein boule-like. The record is from RefSeq and is a predicted model, not a curated record. Gene Ontology annotation, molecular function: RNA binding. NCBI's taxonomy places the organism in Eukaryota, Metazoa, Chordata, Actinopteri, Siluriformes, Ariidae. Bases 17 to 1120 code for a protein of 367 amino acids. The transcript is spliced from 11 exons.